UCCGACUAACCGUCAUUUACAAUCAUCUCCGAGUCCUCGUUUCGCAAUCCAUACAAUCAUAGAAAUGGCAGAAUCUGGGUCUGUUCCUGACAAGUCCGUUCAGGUCAAGCUUGUUCUUCUAGGUGAAGCUGCAGUCGGGAAGUCAUCCGUGGUCCUUCGUUUUGUUUCCAACGAGUUCCAGGCCAAUAAGGAACCCACCAUUGGCGCCGCUUUUUUGACUCAAAAAUGCCGUUUGGAAGAUAGGGUGCUAAGAUACGAGAUAUGGGAUACAGCUGGACAGGAGAGAUUCCACUCACUAGCCCCCAUGUACUACCGAAAUGCUCAAGCGGCCGUAGUCGUCUAUGAUGUGACCAAGGCCACGAGUCUCGAGAAGGCCAAAUCAUGGGUCAAAGAGCUUCAACGACAAGCCAAUCCUAAUAUCGUUAUCGCAUUAGCUGGCAACAAGGUUGAUCUCGUCCAACCCUCAGCCUCAUCGUCUGGAAACAAUUCAGAAUCUGAAGAUGAAGCUGACGACGCUACAGCCACCCCAGGAGAGGCACCGUCUGGUGAAUCGGAAAGUCUGAGGCAGGUUCCCCGCGAGGAAGCGCAGGCGUAUGCAACCGAGGCUGGUUUGCUCUUUUUUGAGACUAGUGCCAAGACUGGUGAGGGUAUCGUUGAUUUAUUCACGGAAAUCGCAAGAAAGAUACCUAUCGAGCAUAUUUUGGCGUCUACCCGUGGCGCGGGUAGAGCUGGGCCAGGUGCAAACCGAGCAGGUGUCUCACGACAAGAGGGUGGUGUGAAUUUGGAACAAGGUGCGAAGCCGAAAGAUGCUUGCAACUGUUAGUGCAUUAGUCUGCUUCUAUACAUGCCCUUGCGCAGCAGUCGCUGGUUAGUCACCAUAGUUUCUAUCUAGUUCACGUCAUCUUCUAUGCCUACAAUGCUUUACACUUCACACGUACAUGUAUUCUGAUUUUUAUUUUACAACGAGGACCUAUCUGAUUCUGCGAAAUGUCGCAACCGCACAGU
Molecule: messenger RNA, 1005 nt
Organism: Guyanagaster necrorhizus
Lineage: Eukaryota; Fungi; Basidiomycota; Agaricomycetes; Agaricales; Physalacriaceae
Product: putative VPS21-Rab5-like GTPase
Exons: 5
Coding region: 65-823 (252 amino acids)
Molecular function (GO): GTPase activity; GTP binding
Source: RefSeq, a predicted model, not a curated record